CCACGAAGGACCCCUCCCCCUCCGGUCACUUCCCGCGCCGUCAUGUCGGUCGGCAGUAUGUUCAGCCUCAUCCAGGCCAGUCUGAGCUCCGACCAGGACAUCAGAGAGGAGAUAAGGAAAGUUGUCCAAUUGCUGGAGCAGACGGCCCGUGAGAUCCUGACCUUACUACAGACGGUCCAUCAGACAUCAGGCUUUAAAGACAUCCCUAACAAGUGCCAGAAAGCACGUGUGCACUUCGAAACAGUGAAGACCCUCAUGGUUGAGCUGAAGACCAAGUUCCCCAUAGAUCAGUAUUACAGGUUCAAUGAGCACUGGAGGUUCGUGCUGCAGCGCCUUGUGUUCCUGGCGGCAUUUGUGGUUUAUCUGGAGUCGGAAACGUUAGUGUCGCGGGAAGUGGUGGCCGAAAUCCUCGGAGUACACAUGCACCGAGACAAGGGCUUUCACCUGGACAUUGAGGACUACCUCUCGGGGCUACUGAUCCUGGCCAGCGAACUGUCGAGACUGGCGCUGAACAGCGUGACGGCUGGCGAUUACUCCCGGCCUCUUCGCAUCUCCUCCUUUAUCAACGAGCUCGACUCCGGCUUUCGGCUGCUCAACCUGAAGAACGACUCGCUGCGCAAGCGCUACGACGGCCUCAAGUACGACGUGAAGAAGAUCGAGGAGGUGGUUUACGACCUGUCCAUCCGGGGGCUCGGCAAAGCGGACAAGGCAGACGACGGCAAGGGCGAGGCGGUGGGAAAGUAACUGAGGGCGAGGGGGGGAGAGAGAGAGAGACGAUAAAUUAGUCGUUCGUUGGGUGUUUACCUCCCGACAUGUUAAGGACCAGAGGAUGGAAGCUGUUUACUGUAUCGUGACAACUCCCCGCGGUUAGUGCUGUUUGGAGACAGAUUUGGGAGGUAAUGGAGGGAGAUAUUCCAUGUGUUCAUAAUUGAGGCCCUCCCCCCACUCAUUGGUUCAUUAUUCCAAAAUCUACACAGGGUGGGAGGACGGUUAUAUUGAGGGAGAACCCCCAACCAACACACACACACACACUCACUAAUUUACACACACACACACACACAACAUGAAAUUACAUUUGUAAAGCUCCUUUCACUUUGGGAGGACAUCCCAAGGCACACGCACAUCACCCUACAGCCAUGCAAGCACACACACGCACGCAUCCUACUCACAUUCACCACCCUAUCCAGUUGCCCUGUUUAAAUGUGGAGCCUGUCUGGUUAACGUACAUUGUUUUUUCACUGAAUCUUUAGCUGAUGAAAGGAUCACAGACCGUUUGUAUUUUUGCGUAUUGCUGAUGGAACAAUAAACGUGUAGAGUAAA
Messenger RNA from Callorhinchus milii (elephant shark), 1320 nucleotides. It is a transcript of the gene tsn, whose product is annotated as translin. The record is from RefSeq and is a predicted model, not a curated record. Gene Ontology annotation, biological process: RNA metabolic process. Bases 43 to 744 code for a protein of 233 amino acids. Lineage: Eukaryota; Metazoa; Chordata; Chondrichthyes; Chimaeriformes; Callorhinchidae. Gene Ontology annotation, cellular component: nucleus; cytoplasm. The transcript has 6 exons. Gene Ontology annotation, molecular function: RNA binding; sequence-specific DNA binding; single-stranded DNA binding.